Molecule: messenger RNA, 1284 nt
Organism: Bombyx mandarina (wild silkworm)
Lineage: Eukaryota; Metazoa; Arthropoda; Insecta; Lepidoptera; Bombycidae
Gene: Amnionless
Product: amnion associated transmembrane protein
Biological process (GO): receptor-mediated endocytosis; intracellular protein localization
Cellular component (GO): apical plasma membrane; endocytic vesicle
Source: RefSeq, a predicted model, not a curated record
AUGUACACGAGCACUAGUUUGCUGUUGUUCUCGUCAAUUGUCGCUAUCGCAUCAGCGGCUCUAGUGAAAUGGGUGCCAAAUGGGAGCUUCAACUUGCCUGCCAACUUCAAAGACAAGAAACUGCCGUGUUCAAAGCAAACUGUUGUGUUUCCUGAUAGAAUGACAGGGUCAGUGAAAAUGCAGUCUGAGGAGAAAGUGAAAGAGCUUGUCUUGCCCGUGGAUGGUGAGAUUAUUCUCGAAACCUUGAUAGUUCUCGGUGAGGAUCCAACAGAAACGAAUUGCACAGAAGGUUACUCGUAUUAUAUGGAUCAGUCUAUGUCUUCGUGGGCCCAAGCGGGCGUUUGGAGUUCUCUUCGAUUCAAUGAAGCCACGCCUGAUUCUGAGAAGUUGCCCUGUGAAGGUGACGAUGUCGAAUUCCCGAAUGCCAAAUACACAGUGAUACUGCCGGAUUCAAUGCAGUCUGUGCGCAGUUUAAAAGUUAGCGGCGAGACCUACACCACCGAGUCGUUUCUAAGCCGAGCUUCGGAAUCUGAGGAGGAGCAAGCUUUUCAACUAAACAGCUUAUUACAAACAGGAGUUAAAGUUUCUUCAAGGACUUGUCGUCACAAAAAUGGUUGUCCGUGCCAGAAAUUUCCUUUGGAAAUCGACUGCUCUUUGAAAUAUUGUCCGCAACCAAGCUGCUUGGCGCCAAUCAAACCUGACGGUUACUGCUGUAAGCAAUGCGGAGGAUACAUUACAUUUGAAAUUGACGACGACUUCGAUAUGAUAGCCUUCAAUGAGCUAGUGGAUAAAACUGUUCAGAGCUACGGGGGAAAUGUUGUGUAUCACAUCGGUUUCACGCCGGUCAAAGAUUCUAGGACACUACAGCUUGUUGUUGUGGAAAAAGGAGCGUAUACUGGAACUAGUGCUGAAAUAGCUAAUUAUAUUGAUAAAACUAUCGAGAAACAUUGGUUUAAGAGUAGCAAGCUGGCGAAGAUUAGCGGAAGUCCACUUGACAAAGCAAAUUUGGGAGGAAAAAUGUUUUUCUCAAUGUUCUUUGCGGUCGCUUUAGUAAUGGGAGCCAUUUACUUAUAUUACUAUAGAUUACCUAAAAUAGAAUUUCCAGUAAUAAACAGAGGCUCGAGACGGAUGUUCAGCAGAUUCCAGAGGAGAACAGACAGUGUGGUUUCGUUGACCCGAAGAGAUUCGACCAUUAUAGGGGGCGGACGAACUGCGUUUAGGAACCCGAUGUAUGACUCAAGAAGGGGGCGUGUUGAGGUUGCAGAGUCAGUUGUUGAAGAAUAA